Fragaria vesca subsp. vesca is the source of this 513-nucleotide messenger RNA. Its product is annotated as peptidyl-prolyl cis-trans isomerase D-like. NCBI's taxonomy places the organism in Eukaryota, Viridiplantae, Streptophyta, Magnoliopsida, Rosales, Rosaceae. The coding region runs from base 1 to 513 and encodes 170 amino acids. The record is from RefSeq and is a predicted model, not a curated record. The transcript has 5 exons. Gene Ontology annotation, biological process: protein peptidyl-prolyl isomerization. Gene Ontology annotation, molecular function: peptidyl-prolyl cis-trans isomerase activity.
AUGGCCAAGAAGAAGAAUAAAGGCACCAACGAGGAGAAACCUCUGGUCUACUUGGAGAUAGAAAUUGAUAGCGUGAAGAAAGGACAAAUUGAAAUCAAGCUGUUUGAUGACCAGGUUCCAAGUACGGCCAAAAAUUUUAGAAAUCUUUGUAAAGGAACCGGUGGACAGUUUGCUGUAAAAUCUAGUGACAAUAAAUGUUUUCCGGUUACUGAUCCUGUUGAGAACAUAGGGAAGCAUGACGAACCCUAUUUACUAUCGAUGGCAAACCAUGAAGGCAUAUUGACAAUUGGAUCACAGUUUUUCAUCACUUUCUCAUGUUUGCCUCAGCUCGACGGGAAACAUGUUGUUUUCGGCAAGGUUGUGAACGGGAUGGACAUACUUCAUGAGAUGGAGAGCGUCCCAACUUAUCUCGGAAGACCAAUGGUGCCGGUAGUUAUUGUAGGUUGUGGUGAGAUCGAUAAGGAGUUAAUUAAGGACAAAAACCUCCCAGCUGUGACAGACGCAGGGAAAUGA